AUGUGCGGAUGGACGGCGUCCGCAGCUCAUCUCUGUCCUGACGCGGCUGUGAGCGCCCCCCCGCCCGCCUCCCUCACCCUGGCAUGCUUGGCCCUGCUGGUGGUCAGCGCCGGCCCCGCCGCGGGGGCCUGCCCGCCCAGGGCCGGACACCAGCCCCUCCAGGUGCUGGCCGGCAGCUCCAACUGCUCCUGGACGCUGGAGAGGCACACGCGCAGUUACAAUCACUUGGAGGGUGACGUCAGACUCCGGCGGCUGUACUCCGCCAACAAGUUCUUCCUCUGCAUCGACAAGACGGGAAAAGUGGACGGCACCCGGCGAAAGAACUACGCCGACAGCUUGAUGGAAAUCCGAUCUGUCAGCGUGGGAGUUGUUGCCAUCAAAUCUGUCAGCAACGGGCUGUAUUUAGCAAUGUCCAAGAAAGGCACGCUCUUCGGAUCGGUGAAGUACAACCCGAGCUGCAGGUUCAAGGAGCGCAUCGAGGAGAACGGCUACAACACCUACGCCUCCCUGCGCUGGAAGCACGGCGGCAGGCAGAUGUUCGUGUCGCUGAACGGCCGCGGGAAGCCCCGGCGGGGUCACAAGGCCCGCCGGAGGCACCCGUCCACUCACUUCCUGCCCAUGCUCCCGUCCUAGGCGCCCGGGGCCUGAACUCUGACCGGCAGCUGGACAGCUCCCCCGCUGCCUCACGCUAGUCCUGAGCUAGCCGUGACAGCGAUCUUUCAGUUUCUUGUUUCCUCACCCACUUGUCACAUAAAAAAAAUGUACAUUUCCUGAGGUUUGUAACAUUUGUAGUUAGUAUAAUAUGUACUUUUAAGUUAUUUUCUGCAUUUUUCUAAUGAUGUUAAUAUAAAACAUUGCAGUCCAAUAGAGUAAAACUAUAUAAUCAUCUGCAUCUGUCAGGUUACACAAUCCUCCUGUGUGUACUUUGUAUGUAAGGCAGAAGACAAAAUGACAAGCAACUUUUAAAUAGUUGCAAAUUUAAAGUAAAUCUGCGACAACAAACAGCAGACGUUCAGCUAUAAAUUUAAGAUUAAUAAGAGUUUUUUCUGUUUUCUUUCAAAUUGCAUGUCUACCCCAACAAAUCUUUAAAUACUGGAUUCACAAAUAGGAAAUAACUAUGUCUGGAUACCAAAUAUAAAUUGAUGCACUUCAUGCGUGUUUGGAGAAUUGACCAUAACAGACAGAUAUAAGCAUAAUUUCAAUCUUUGUUACCUCCAUUUGGUUUUUGUGAAGAACAAUAAAUUGUUGGUCAUGAAGGGAACAAACUCCAAUUAACACCCGCCGACAGUUUUUUUCCUUUUUUUGUGGAAUGAAGUGACACUACUGGACAAAACAUGCAUAUUUCCCUAUUUGUGUCCACACCAGUGUGAUGAAAUCAUUUCUGAACUUGAAAGUCUAAUUUACAAACUCUUCUGUCUGAAUAAGUUGGAAAAAAAACUAAGAUAAUUACAGGGAUACCCAGCUGAUUUUUCCGAUUGGCCUUUAGUAUAUUUCUGCAUGUUUCUGUCGAUCCACACAAACCCGACGGUUAGGUUAGAAAACGGUGCCUGUAAUUUCACAUUGUGCAGCCUCAGACACUUAGUCUUUAGAGCAGUUGGGGAAAAAAAGGUAUUUCCAUUUCAAGUCAUGCACUGAACGUUAGCAGCUCCAUUAAUUUCGUACUUGGUAGUAAAGGGUUUAAUAUGAACAACAUCCCUGUCAGCACUCUCUAACAGUAGACAACACACCUGUUGCUCAUAGAUCAUUUAAUAUAUUUAAAACGUUUUGUACUCUUUUAACUGUAUGGAUUUUAUGUUUAUUGUUAUUGCGGACUUUUCUGUUGGACUGAGGGGAAAAACGUUGUAUCUGAGGGUGUAUUCAGCCCUUUUUUUGUGAGGUAUUCGUACUGAAUAUUAGUGCAUUUAUAGUCAUACACAAUGUUGGCUGUUGGCCAGUAAAAGGUGGGUUUAUGCUGUAUAAAGUAUGAGAACAAACAGUCCCGAGAUCCGUUUCAGUUAAGUCAUUUGAGUGCCUUGGUCCAUGCUGAGUUUGGUAAACCUCAAUAAAAUGUGGAUAAUUCAUGAA
Molecule: messenger RNA, 2064 nt
Organism: Menidia menidia (Atlantic silverside)
Lineage: Eukaryota; Metazoa; Chordata; Actinopteri; Atheriniformes; Atherinopsidae
Source: the annotation of a GenBank genome assembly